Centruroides sculpturatus (bark scorpion) is the source of this 2583-nucleotide messenger RNA. RefSeq lists its product as uncharacterized. Lineage: Eukaryota; Metazoa; Arthropoda; Arachnida; Scorpiones; Buthidae. The record is from RefSeq and is a predicted model, not a curated record. The transcript is spliced from 6 exons. Bases 460 to 2568 code for a protein of 702 amino acids.
GUUACGUAGUCACCUCUCUUAUCUUUAGAUAACAGAGGUGACUUCGUAAUACAUAUUACUUUUUUAGUCAUACGUGUUACGAUCAUAAGACUUACACGACGUGAUUAGCAAAGAUAGCAACGUUAACAGUUUCGGGGUGGAUAAUUUUAGUUCCGUUUUCUGUUUGAUGGUUUUUCUGUUUCUUUUUAUCACUGACUGUAGCGAGAAUAUUAAAUAUUGUUUUUUGUAAUUGUAAAGUAGUGGAGUCCACCAAGACAGAAAAAGACAAAGAGUGGAGUUUAGUUGUUAAAAAAGAGAUCCUUUCGUUGUUUCCGCCAUCGACGAACAAAUACGAGCCGUUUCGUUAGCAUCCAUUCCACUAAGCCAGGCCAACGUGACGAACUGCAUCGAAGAUAAGAAAAUAUCUAUAUAUUUAGAUUAAAAAGCAGAUCUUUUAAACUUUGAUCUUCGUAAUGAAAUAUGGCGGAAAGUCAGGAAUCGGGAAGUUUGGCCAUAGAUGCCUUAGAUACAGCAACAGGAAGAAUAGCAGAGUGUAUUGUAGUAAAAGACUCAGAAAACGUCAUUGUAGGAAAUGUUUAUAUAAAUCAAACAUCCAGUUCAACUGAUAACAAUGAUUCAGAAACUUUUCAGAUACAGAGAGAAUGUUUAAUGAAAUAUUACAAGACCAAAAAUGCUCAUAUGACAUCUUUGUUGUGGAGUGAAAUACGCAAAGAUUUUCCCUUGAAAGAAUAUUUCAUCGAACUUAGAGUUCAGGAAGCAGAUUUAUUAGGCAAAAAAGCAGGAGAAACUAUUCAGUUUACAGAGAUUUUUCCAAAAUCAAUGGAUGGACAUGUUGUAAUGUUAUUCACUGGUAAUCCCGGUUAUGGCAAAACUACCUUUUGUAAAAAAAUAGCCUACGAUUGGGGUAGCGAUACAUCCCGUACUGGUUAUUUAGGACAUUAUGAUUUUACUGUCGUCAUUAUUUUGCGAAAAUUAGAGAAUAAAAGUAUAACAGAUGAAAUUCUCCAACGUAUCAGUAAAAAUACAGAUACCAAUUCUAGAAAUAAGUUAAGACAAAGAGGAUUUAAUUUAUUAAUAAUUUUGGAUGGAUUCGAUGAAGUUUGUGAUAAACAUUCUAUUAUACAGUUCAUUGAAAAAGAUUCAUUUCAUAUUUCUAAAAAUAUAACAAUUCUUGUUACUUGCCGUCCUCACGUUGCCGAAAAUAUAAGAGAAUACGUAGAUAUGAGAUUCAUCAUUCAAGGAUUUUCACAACAACAGAAAGAAGAUUAUAUUAAAUUAGUUAUUGAUAAGGAUGACGUCAAUCGGUACAAAAUUUUAUUUUUGAUAAAACUUAGCCCUUUACAUUCUGCCUUAGCUGAAUGUCCGUUAAUGUUGCAUAUGUUAUGCUGUCUACCAAAAACGGAAAACUUCAACGAAAUAAAAUCAAUGACACAUUUGUUCAUUAAAAUCUUUCGUCUGGUGAUAAAAAGAUAUAUGAGAAAAAUGAAAGAACAACAUAAUUUAAAAAAAGGAAAGUUUUUGUAUGGAGAGGACUUACUAGUUAAAUUGGGAAAAACACAUUUAGAGAAAUUAUCUAAAAUGAGAAAAAAAAACAUAACUACUUCCGUGUACGAGUUAUGCAAAUCCCUAAUAUUACAAGAAAAAGAGUUAAGAGAACAGUUUCCAGAAGAAAAAGACUAUCAGUUUAUAACAGGAAUCGAUAUUAUUUCACAGUAUUUUGGGGUAGAUGGAAUUAGUCGUUUCGAUUUCAUACAUGGAAACUUUCUCGACUUUAUUAUCGGUCUUUGUUAUUACUAUUCAAUACGAAAAGAUCAUGUCGAUUUUGUGUUUAUAAACUUUCUCUCCGGUCUUUAUGGAAAUGAAAAAUUUCCAAAUGAAUUUGUGUACGCUCUUCAAGAGAAUGUUUGUCAUCCUGUAAAUUGGCUUGACUGUUAUAAUGAAAUUGAAAAUAAUACGAACAAAAAAUUAUUCUGUUUAAAUGCUAAAAUAUAUUUUGAUUUUACCUGUCUAGAAAUGAUGACAAGUAUAUUAAAGCUACCUUUUUUCCCACUUUCUCAAAUUUAUUUUCAUUUUACCGAAACGGAACACGAAGAAAUUAAAGAAAAAUUAAUAGACUUACACAACAUUUACAAAAAUUCUGAUAAAUUGGAAAUAUCUCUAUUUUUGGAUAAAAGUAUAAAAUUCUUGGAAGAAGGAGUUAGCUUUAUGAAUCAAAUUUUUCCAGAACAGAUUUGUGAUAUUCGUCAAUCCGUAGAUCUCAUUCAAGAUUUAAUAAACAGUUUUAAAUGGGACAAAUUUAAAAUAUUUUUCAGUGGUGUACUUAUCCUUACACGAAUUAAUGGCCCUCUUGUACGUUACAACAAGUAUAAUUUUUUCAAAGAUGUCGAGAAUCCUGCAGUAAUUCCAGAAGAUUUUGAACUGAAAUCACAUAAAACAAAUAAAAAUGUUGUUGCUCUGCUUGCUAAUCAUAAAUUCAAUUACAUUUCAGUAGAAAUCAAGUAUUUGAUUUCUACUGAACAGUAUUUCAGUCUAAAAGAUAAUAUCAAGCUAUCAUCUGAUAAUAAAUAAGCAGUAAGUUGCAUU